AUGUUCUCCAAGAACCGCUUCAAUGGACAACACGGAACAGGCGUUGCCCCCAAAGGGGACGCCAAGGAGAAGGUUCGCAAAAAGAGGGCCCCCAACCCCAGGGUAGCGCUUGUCAUCCGGGAGAAGAUCCACCGCCUGCUCCAAGGAUCCGGCCAGGAACUACCCGCCCCAGACCAUUGCUAUGCUGGGAUCGAAGAGGAGGGAGGAGGAGAGGGGCAGGAGGAAAGAAAGGAGGGCACAGAUAUUUUUGCGAGGUGUGGGCCCAGAGAGGAAGCUUGCUCUUCGAGGGUCCCCAACUGUAAGGCUCAUGGAGGGGUGUCUGGGGCUUCCUGCGUUGGUGAGGUGGAGCUGAACAGAGAGGGCUGUGUCAGGAUCCCUUGCACUCUGCAGCACAACAGCAGCAGCCAAUCUCCAGGGAAGCAGAAAUUGAGUAUCCCAGACGGGAUUAGGACUGUCCCGGAACAGAGACGAACACCCAAACACCAGAAAUGGAUCAUCCCGGCAGGGAUCCGGACCAUUCCAGAACGGAGAAGAGAAGCCCGACACCAGAACCGGAUUAGCCCAAACAUGAACAGCUCAGGGUUUGCCGCAGCGGCAGGGGCAGCAGGAGGGAAGGCUGGCUUCAGUCGGACCAAUGCUGAUCCAAAGAGACCUGUUUCUAUGGGUGACUAUGUGGAUUACAACUUCAACAGAACUUGGCACGAUACUCUGCUGGAGGAGGAUGAGGAAGAAGAAGAGGAGGAGGAGGAAGAGGAGGAGGAGGAGGAGGAGGAAGAGGAGUCUAGCGCCAUCAUCGAGCACAUUCUGAAGGAGCUGAGAGGGAUCAACAAAAUCCAGGAGGAGAUCUCGGACCUGCGGGAAUACCUUUCAUCCGUGCGUGGCUCUGUAGAGGAGGUAUCUUCCUGUGUGGAUGCUGUGCUCCAGGAGAUAGAGGGCAUUCGCUUGGGAAACAAGGCUAGUGGCAGUCCAGGGAAUGGGGCAGCAGGGGGCAGUGAUGGAUCCUCCUUCACCCCUCACCAGAGGCCUGUCAGCGCAUACGGCAGUUUGGGCAGGCAGAUGGCGCCUUCAGAAUCUAAUAUCUACCGACCGUCCGUCUUCAGCCAACGCCACAGCAUCCACGGGACGCCAGUGGAGUUCCACUUGCCAACGUUAGAAGAAACGUCUACCACAGUCUCGCCAGGCACCGAAUCAGUAGAGCCUGACGGCCAGGAGCAGGAGGAUGAUGAGCUGUCGGAACACAGCAUCCCAGAGCACACCAUGGUCAGGAAACUGAACUGUGGCUACCUGGAACGGCAGGACGACCAGGACUGCCCCAGCACCAGCUCCCUGUCCUCAGGACACAGCCUCAAUUCAGAGUCUGACCUCGAGAGACCCUUGUCCAGCCACGGUGCAGGGCGUGGUGGUGCUAGAGGUGGUAGUAGGGGUGGUGGGUUGGAGAGCUGGGGUGGUUGUGGCCAACAACAUGGUGGGACUGGGAAGUCUAUAUGGUGUGAAGAAGGCUGUUACUCUAGACAGAGGACUCUGGAAGAGCAGGACGGAGAGGGGCCUGCCUGCGUGGAGGGGACAGGGAGCUGGGAUCGGUACAGGGGCUCAGAGGGGUAUAGUACCGGUACCCUGGGCCAGUCUUCCACAGGAAGCUCUGAUCGCCUCUCCCUCCACUCCUCUGGACGACACUACAACUCCCCCGCCAGCACCUCCAGCCGCGAGGAGAGGCGCUGCCAUAGACGGAGGCCGCAACAACAGCAUGGGACUCAAAUUCCUACGAACACCCACCCAGAGUGCCCCAGCCUGGGGUAUGAGGGUCCUGCUGAUUGCUCAUUUCCCCGGAGCUCUGGUUACCACUCAGCGGAAGGACAUACUGAAGAGGUGGAGAGCUAUGGCUACACAGAUCCCCCCACAGAUCUCAGCUACACAACUGACUGCCAAGUUGAUAGUUACCUGGAGAACAAUUCUGGAUAUGAGCACGACAUGACUGAGGAGUUUACAGAGGGGACCUGUACCUGGACUGUGAACUCCUUACUGAGCUACCCCACUGUGGCUGAAACAGACAUGACAUUGGUCAGUGUGGAUGAAGGAGUUAUUCCAGACAUGGACGGCCACCUACCUCGCCCUAACAGCGCAGAGAUCCAAAACGUGGGUUUUAACGUGAAGCGGAUCGGACGAGCCGUGCUGGACUUCAGCUCCGCCCUGCGGGGGGCACUACGCAAGCUGGAAGGACCCGGAACUGUCCAGAGUCCUGGAGAUGAGACUGAGGUUGAACUACCCACAAGCCUUUUUGUUGAGUCUCAAACAAACCUAUCCCACACAGAUAUGUCCCAAACGCCACAAGAGGAUGGGGUGGACGCAGGGGCCAGGGACGACACAGAGGGACUAACCCAGACCAGUGUCCUCUCCUCUGCUCCCUCAGAACCCUGCCAUGGUGAACCCCUGCCAGAGGAGGUCAGUGACGGCCUCCAACAGUGUCAGGGUGACCCUUACGGACCUUCUCUCCUUCCUUACCCCGGACAGGACGUUUCCCAACCAGGCCCAGACCUUGCUUCACCUGGCCCAGAGCCUAUGGUCUCCCCACCCCAUGCAGAAGAAAAAGCAGUCUCUCCUCUGCCUCAGGGCCCAACACACACCCCCACCCGGAACACCUCUCUAUCGCAAUGCACCACUGUAGAGUCCCUCUCACUCUCCUUCUCGGCUGAGGAGCCGGCACCCCAGGAGGUGCAGGGAGACGAACCCCCACCGCUGUUGCUGCCACAGCCCGACACAGAAUCCCCAGAAGUCCCAGAUACCCCUGCAGCCCCAGAGGGCGAGGCAGCAAGAGAUGCAGCGGGAAAGGCAGAGACAGCAGAGGAGCACCCCAUGGAGAUGAGCCAGAGGGACGUGCGGAGGCUGAAGUGCCUGAGGACCUUCCAGCAGAUCCUGCGGGAAAAGAGGGAGACGCGACGCCAGCUCACCAGCAUGACCAUGUCCGCCUUCAAGGAGGACGACCUCACCCCAGGUAGCUAUCACUUACAUGUUCAUCAUCUGGUUAUUUAUUAA
Coregonus sp. 'balchen' is the source of this 3030-nucleotide messenger RNA. The record is from the annotation of a GenBank genome assembly. NCBI's taxonomy places the organism in Eukaryota, Metazoa, Chordata, Actinopteri, Salmoniformes, Salmonidae.